GGCAACAUUGAAAAGGUCGCCAUCUUUCUUUCUCUUCUGAACCCUGUAACCGCGUGGUCGUCGAUACGUUAAAGGUAUCAAUACAACAAAAUGACGAACUCAAAGGGCUACCGUCGCGGCACCCGGGACAUGUUCUCCCGGCCCUUUCGCAAGCAUGGAGUCAUUCCCCUGUCCACUUAUAUGCGCGUCUUUAAAAUUGGAGAUAUUGUGGACAUUAAAGGUCAUGGUGCCGUACAAAAAGGUCUGCCCUACAAGGCCUAUCACGGCAAAACCGGUCGCAUCUUCAACGUCACACAGCACGCAGUAGGUGUCAUUGUAAACAAACGUGUCCGUGGCAAGAUUCUUGCCAAGCGUGUAAAUGUUCGCAUUGAACACAUUCACCACUCCAAGUGCCGUGAGGACUUCCUUCGUCGAGUCAAGGAGAACGAGCGUCUGUUGAAGGAGGCCAAGGAGAAGGGUCAGUGGGUCAAUCUUAAGCGCCAGCCCGAACAGCCAAAGAAGGCGCAUUUCGUUAAAAAGCUGGAGGAACCCAUCGCCCUUGCACCGAUUCCAUACGAGUUCAUUGCUUAAGAAAGUGAGCGAAACGGAUUGUAUUUAAAAAUAAUAUUGUGGAAUGUUGGUUCAAAAGUAAA
Drosophila serrata is the source of this 632-nucleotide messenger RNA. RefSeq names its product ribosomal protein L21 (gene RpL21). Gene Ontology annotation, cellular component: ribosome. Lineage: Eukaryota; Metazoa; Arthropoda; Insecta; Diptera; Drosophilidae. Gene Ontology annotation, molecular function: structural constituent of ribosome. The record is from RefSeq and is a predicted model, not a curated record. Gene Ontology annotation, biological process: translation.